This is a messenger RNA of Fusarium coffeatum, 1473 nucleotides long. RefSeq lists its product as uncharacterized. Gene Ontology annotation, biological process: proteolysis. The record is from RefSeq and is a predicted model, not a curated record. The coding region runs from base 1 to 1473 and encodes 490 amino acids. Gene Ontology annotation, molecular function: metalloexopeptidase activity. The transcript has 3 exons. NCBI's taxonomy places the organism in Eukaryota, Fungi, Ascomycota, Sordariomycetes, Hypocreales, Nectriaceae.
AUGAAGUUCACUACAGCGGCUUCUCUCUUGGCGGUUUCGCCUUUGGCCGAUGCCACCAAGCCACUUGUUAGCUCCGAGAAGCUACAGAAGCUCAUCACUGAGGAUGGGUUGAUGGAGAACUUGGAGAAGCUCAAUGAAAUUGCCUAUGCCAAUGGCGGGAACCGUGCCUUCGGUCUUCCCGGUUACGCCGCCUCAGUCGACUUCAUCUACGAGGAGAUUUCCAAGCUUGAGGGCUUCAAGACCUGGAAGCAGGACUUCCCUGCCAACUUCACUCAAACUCUGGCCGCUGAGGUUACUGUUGACGAUGAGACUUUCCGUACUGUUGCUUUGACCUACACACCCAGCACUUCUGAGGAGGGUGUCACCGCUGAGCUCGUCCAUGCCCCAGAGGGUACGGCUGCUUGUGACGUCGCAAACUACGAAGGCAUUGAUGUGAAGGACAAGAUUGUCCUUGUUGAGCGUGGUCUCUGCCCUGAUCAGACUACCUUCGCUGGCAAGGUGAAGCCUGCAGCUAAGGCUGGUGCAGCCGUUGUUGUUAUCUACAACUCUGAUGAGGCUAAGUUGACUGCUGGUACUCUGUCUGCACAGAGCCCAGACUAUGUACCCACCGCUUUGAUAGACCAGGAGCCCGGAAAGGCUCUCAAGGCUCGUCUUGACGCCGGCGAGAAGAUCGAGGCUUUUGCCAAGGUCAUCCAGACCAUCGAGACACGCAUUACUCAGAACGUCUUUGCCGAGACCAAGGGUGGUGACGAAAAGAACGUAGUUAUGUUGGGAGCCCAUCUUGACUCCGUGCAGGCCGGUCCCGGCAUUAACGAUGAUGGUUCUGGCACGUCGCUCAUUCUUGAGAACGCCAAGGCUCUGCAGCACUUCUCUCACAAGUUGAAGGUCAGAUUCGGAUGGUGGGGAGCUGAGGAGAACGGUCUUGUCGGAUCUCGCUACUACGUUAACAACCUGAAGAAGAACGAAGUCGACAACCUGCUCGCUUACCUCAACUUCGACAUGGUUUCGCGCGGUUUCUUCGGUGUCUUUGACGGCACUGGCGAGAAGAAGGGCCCUGGCGGACCUCCUGGCUCUGACGUUAUUGAGGAUCUCUUCCGCGAGCACUUCAAGGCCAAGGAUAUCGAGGUCACACCCGCUGGUCUUACUGGCGGAACCGACUACGUUGCCUUCCUCGAGGUCCUCAAGAAGCCCGUCGGUGGUCUCUUCACAGGAACUGGUCUUGAGCAGGAUGCUUGCUACCAUCAGGCCUGUGAUAACAUCACCAACCCCGUUCCUGACACUAUUUACAAGAAUGCUCAAGCUGCUGCUCAUGUUCUCAGCAAGCUUGCCAUUGACGGUGUUGAGCUUCUUCCCAAGAUACCUUCCAACUCUACUGUUGGAUCUAUCAAGAGAGUCAGAGAUGAUGCUUCGUUGCAUUUCCAUGACGUUCUAAGCGGCGUCGAGGGCAAGCCUUGUGAUCAUGACAUUGUUUAA